Gymnodraco acuticeps is the source of this 2541-nucleotide messenger RNA. RefSeq names its product C-X-C chemokine receptor type 3-like. Gene Ontology annotation, biological process: regulation of leukocyte migration; inflammatory response; chemotaxis. Gene Ontology annotation, cellular component: membrane. Gene Ontology annotation, molecular function: C-X-C chemokine receptor activity. NCBI's taxonomy places the organism in Eukaryota, Metazoa, Chordata, Actinopteri, Perciformes, Bathydraconidae. The coding region runs from base 591 to 1748 and encodes 385 amino acids. The record is from RefSeq and is a predicted model, not a curated record. The transcript is spliced from 2 exons.
CUCACUCUUACUCCUGCCUGGUGUGCAUGGCGCGAGAGGAGAGGGAGAGACGCAGAAGUGAGACUGAUUACUUUGAGCAACAUGCAUGGGAAUAAGUUACAAUAUAAUACAUUUGUGUAUAUUUCUCGCUAUUCAGAUGGUCAUGGUGCUGCUGUUGCGCACAUGUGUGUGUGUAUGAUCGAUAGAUUUAUGAUCAAUAGAUUUAUGAUUUCGAGCUAUUUUCCAAAAUCCUAUGGAGAAAUUGCAUUGCUUUUUUGUUGAAGGAACCCAUGCGCAGCUUACUUCCGGGUGGCACUCUAUUUUGUCCUUUGACUGAUUACACACAAACUUAACAAAACCCUUAACAACACUUUAGUGGCCUAACAUUGGAUUUCUAUGCUAUAUCAAUACCUUUAAAAAAAAAAGCACACAACUGACAAUAAGCUGUAAACACUUCAUUUACAGGACAAGCGCUAGAUUUUUGAGAAUGUUUAAGAGAUGAUCAUGUGUGCCCUGAUAAAAAAAAUAUAGAUAGAUAGAUAUAGUUUGAAGCUACUCAGCACCACCAUGUGGCUGAAAGACAACAAGUAUCAAAUGCUCAGACAAAAUGUAUGUUUAUAUUCCUUCCUCCUUCUAUUCUUCUUUUUGCACAGAGAUUCCAGAUGGAGUCGACCACAGAGUCCGGAUACAGCCUGUUUGACGGCAUAGAAGAGUUGUAUGAAAAUGACAAUUCCUCUGAUGAGGAUUGUUGUAAUGGUGAUGUGUGUGACCUGACUGAGGGCAUGCACUUUGAGUCGGUGUUCAUACCAGUUCUGUACUCCGUGGCCUUCGCUCUGGGAGUCCUGGGGAACGGGGUGCUGCUGGGGGUUCUGGCUCGGAGCAGGGGGAGGUGGAGUGUGACGGACACCUUCAUCCUCCACCUGGGGGUGGCCGACAUCCUGCUGCUGCUGACGCUGCCGCUGUGGGCCGCACAGUCCGCUCAGAAGGAAGGGUGGACGUUUGGAACUCCGCUCUGCAAGAUCACUGGAGCUGUUUUUACGAUCAACUUCUAUUGUGGGAUCUUCCUGCUGGCGUGCAUCAGUCUGGACCGCUACCUGUCCAUCGUCCACGCGACCCAGAUGUACUCCCGCAGGAACCCCCGGGUGGUUCACAUCAGCUGCCUGGCGGUGUGGAUCUUCUCGCUGCUGCUCUCCCUCCCUGACUGGAUCUUUUACCAUGCUGUUCAGGAUGACAGGAGAGGCAACAGAACAGAGUGUGUUCCAGACUACUUCCAGUUCGACCCCAAAUAUGUCUUUAAUUGGGAACUGGCCUCCCGCGUGCUGUCCCACACGGCGGGCUUCCUGUUGCCCUCCGUCGUCCUCAUCUUCUGUUAUUCCUGCAUCCUGCACCGGCUGCGCUGCGGCUCCCAGGGCCUUCAGAAGCAGAAAGCUUUCAGGAUCAUCGUGGCCGUGGUGGUGGUGUUCUUCAUCUGCUGGACGCCGUACCACAUCACUCUCAUGGUGGACACACUUCUUUCGGACAACAGCUGUGGAGUCAGAGGAUCUCUGCAAAAAGCCAUGGUGGUCACCUCCUCCCUGGGCUACCUCCACUGCAGCCUCAAUCCCAUCCUGUACGCCUUCGUGGGAGUGAAGUUCAGGCGUCAGCUCGUGGACAUCCUGAGGUAUAUGGGCUGCCAGCUGAAGAUGAGUGCCAAACUGCAGUCUGUUACCAGCAGGAGAAGCUCUGUGUGGUCGGAGUCUGCAGACACCUCCAACUCCAUCGCUGUCUGAGAGGGAUCCACAAGCAUUUGAACAUUUCAACAGGUCCAGGCCACCGUAUAGCUAACUGGCGGCCUUUGCUGCAGAGGAGAGGGGUUUGAAUCCGACCCAAGGAACAUUAACAUCUCAUAAAUGUUUUGUUUUGUUUUAGUUGAUAUUUUCAGAGAGCUGUUAAUUCAACUUUAUCUUUAAUUAUUGAGUUUGCAGUUACUGCUGUUUUGUUGUUCUGGGAAACUAGAAUAAAUGCACAGCUGCUGCACUGCCAAAGCAUUAUCCAAACCACCCAUCUAUGUUUGAAUUCAUUUUUGUCAUUUCAAUCAGAUUAGACACAAGUGAUCCCCUCUUUCUCCCCCUUCAGUUAAGGCACUGGUGGCCCAAAUAAUUACCGUAAAACUAAAAAACAAAACACACGUAUAAGCCUGAUUAAGCUUAUUAAAACUGACACAAAGACAGAGAUCUGAGCAGCUGAGUGAACAUGUGUUUCUGUAAAUGUCCUGUGUUUGAAACCUUUCUCUCAUGUUCCUGUCGUCCUCAGCACAUUAAUAGCUCAACAUAACACUGGGACAAAAAUAUGUUUGUCUGAGCUGAACCUGAGGUCAUACAGCUGUACUGUGAGCAGCAGAUUUAUUUGAGUUGUAAUGGAAAUAUAGCAUUUCCCUUUUCUGACAGCAAGGAGUAUCGUAGUGCAGCUUUUCUACUGUUUUACACAGAAACCUUUAAAUUACAUAUUGUUUAUACUUUUUUACUGCAUGUGUCAUUAUGUAAAUACAUUGUUCAAAUAAAGAUUAAAAUAUGUUGAAUCUUA